This is a messenger RNA of Darwinula stevensoni, 2461 nucleotides long. Lineage: Eukaryota; Metazoa; Arthropoda; Ostracoda; Podocopida; Darwinulidae. The record is from the annotation of a GenBank genome assembly.
AUGGAGAACCAGAAGGAGGUAAUAGGGCUAAUGGAAGAAGGAGAACGACUGAUGAUGCAGGCGAUGGUAGGGAAAAAUAUGCGUUCCAUGUUUUGGGUCCCUCACAUGUGGGCAGCUUCCAUACUGCAGAAAGCCCGGGAGGAACAACUCAUCGGUUCCGACAUGGGACUUCGAUCGAUUCUGGAUACCUUGUCCGCUUUUCGCCGGGCUUGCUCCGUCUGCCAUCACGUGGACUACAUCCAAGUCCCUCUCGUGUACUCCCAGGUGGUGACUAUUGCCUGUUACAGUUUCUACAGUGCUGCAUUGCUGGGAAGUCAGUUCAUCGACUCUGACACUGAAAAAGUUAUUGACAUAUAUGUACCAGUUAUUACACUGUUUCAGUUGGUCCUCUAUGUCGGUUGGCUGAAAGUGGCCGAAUCCCUCAUCAAUCCAUACGGCGAAAAUGACGAUGAUUUCGAUCUCAAUUGGCUUAUUGAUCGUCACAUCAACGUUUCACACGUGAUGGGAAACGGACUGAACAGAGACUUCAAGCGCUAUACUUGGGAGGAAAUGUUUCCUUGGCUCUUCAAUAAGUCAUUAGCCCCUAAACCUUUGCUUUUAGCCUUCGCCCAUAAAAUGGACAUGGACAUAACUUCCAAGGGGCAGAGCGGCGAGGACAAGGGACGGCUGCCAAACGACCCAGCUGUGCUGCAAGGCACGACCCUGAUGCGGAUAAUGCGGGGGCACCUUGCUGAAGACCCCUCUGACGCUGAACCACCACCACCACCACCCCUAAUUCUGCAGACAAACACUAGUAUUCCCGAGUUGGACCCUGACGAGAAGGACUUUCUUCUCGAAAGUCGCCACUCCUGUCCUACGAUGCCCGUCACGUACAACAACGUGGUAGCCACCAGUAGCAAAUUCGGUUGCUUCUGGAGGCUGCUGUUCAAAUGGAAGGGGAGCGUUUAUAAACUAGUGUGGCCCGACCUCCUCGUCUGGCUGAUAUUAUACUACAUCAUCAGCAUUGUUUAUCGAGUAGGGCUAGAUGAAGACCAGAGGAAGGUGUUCGAGAAGAUCGCGAUCUACUGCCAUAAGUUCAGCGAGUUCAUCCCCUUGACGUUCCUCAUGGGUUUCUACGUGACGACAGUCGUAAAUCGCUGGUGGCAGCACUGGGAUGCCCUUCCCUGGCCUGACAACACCGCCGUCUUUGUCACAGUGUAUUUAGAGGGACAGGCAAGCAUAUCCUCUUUCCAACAACUGUCGAAGACGAUGAGGCGGACCAUCAUGCGAUACAUGAACCUAGCGAUGGUCCAUGCCUUCAGUUUAAUCUCCGUCCCCGUCCAAAAACGAUUUCCUACUCUUCAACACCUCGUCACUGCCGGUUUGUUGGAAGAGAACGAGUUGCCGAUCCUGGAUAAAAUGUCGAAGAGUGUGAAGAAGAUCUACUGGAUGCCGUUAGUAUGGGCAGCGACACUAGCGACGAAAGCCAGGAGGGAAGGCAAGAUCAGGGACGACAUGGCUCUUCGGGGAAUCCUUGACCACAUCGUCGAAUACCGUCGAAGAUGUGGCCGAUCCCUCCACAUCGACCUCAUCAAUGUCCCCCUCGUCUAUUCUCAGGUGGUGACACUGGCGGCAUAUUCGUUCUUCGCGUCGUGUCUCUUCGGCAGGCAGUUCAUAAACCACGAGAAUCUUCCGUUGGAUAUCUACGUUCCUGUCUUCACCAUAUGCCAAUUUUUGUUCUACAUGGGAUGGCUGAAGGUGGCCGAGACUCUCAUCAACCCCUUCGGCGAGGAUGACGAUGAUUUCGAUCUUAACUGGCUCAUCGACCGCCAUGUUAAGGUAUCUUACAUGAUCGUGGACGGGAUGCAUGAGGAACAUCCUGAACUGACGAAAGAUCAAUACUGGGACCAGAUGUUCCCUGAAUGCUUGCCUUACAAUGAAGAUGUACUUCCGAAGAUGGAGCCGGUCAAUUCCGCUCAAAAUUUGACCGAGUGUGGCGUGGAAGACACGGAUCCCCUUGUGGCACCGGAGUCCCGGCCUCGCCUCAAGCACGCUAUCUCUGAACCAGCCGGGUACAAAGCCAAUGUAACCAGGAGUUGGUCCUUACUUUCACCAGUCAGGAGGAGUCAAAGCCUCAGCUACAGUCAAUCCAUCAGAAGAUUCUUUCAGCGCCAUAAGAGAACUCCGACCGGUUCUUGCACUCCUCUCCCGACUCUUAGAGAGGAUCCCAACGAAGAAGCGUUAGAGGAAGGAAAUGGGCAGAACCUACAGGAAUCUCAAUCACACACGAACGUGGCCUUCGCUCAAGACGAUUCAGCCAUAGAUGGGGUCAUGCAUGAACUCCGGACUCCACCUGUCUGACUCUAUGAAACUUAACCCUAAAUUCAGCCAUUAUUUUGUGCAAUCUUUCCGUACUUAUUCAUGUUGACAUUUCCCCUUCACAUUCCAUCUUGAAUAAAGGCCGGACAGUUUUUGUUCUUUU